ACUACCACCGAUUCAUUCAUUUGAUUCGAAUAAAUUUUGCACUCCCACCGCACCACCUCCCUUAUUUUCUCUUCCCUCUCUCCUAUAAUUUUUCUUCUUCUUCUUCUUCUUCUUCAUCUUCUUCUUCUUCCUCUUCCUUUUCGUCGGUUACCGCUCCAAAACCCUUCCAUCCCUCUCUCCCCUCUCUCCCCUCUCUCCCCUCUCCCCCAUAUAUUUCUUCAUCCUCUUCCUUCUUCAUUCUCUCUCUUUUUCUUCUUCUGCAUAUACCAUCUUCAAGGAUCUGGAGAUGAUAUUUCCUCUCAUCUGAUACUGCCCAAUUCACUUCCUUCUUCAGGCUGUGAACCCUCAUUACUGUUGGUAUUUUAAAUUUCACAUUAUCUGAAGUCCACCAGUUCUCUGGAGAAAAUGUUGGGUGGCAACAAUGGCAAUGGCUUGCUUCCCGUUUUCCAGGAUGAAAAUCGAAAUCAAUAUCAAACUAAUGCUUCUGGCCAGCUGCAGUUGUUUGGGAGUGUGCCUGUUAGCUGUGGAAUUGAGCCUGUUAAUUAUUUUGGAAGUGAGCAAUUGGCUCAUAUGCUUCGCCCUAACAAAAGAAGUAGGGAGAUAGAGGAUUUCUCAUGGCAGCAGAAGCUUCAGAUUUCCUUAAAUUAUAAUGCCUGUCAAGAUGAUGCUGAUCGUUCAGCAAGCAUUAGAAACCCAAAUGCUGUAUCAACAGGCUUGAGGCUAUCGUAUGAUGAUGAUGAACACAACUCCUCAGUUACCACUGCAAGUGGAAGUAUGGCAGCUGCACCUUCCAUCAUCUUUUCGCUUGGUGAUAAUAUCAGGACUGAGAUUGAUAGACAGAAGGAAGAAUUCGAUCAAUAUAUUAAAAUUCAGGAGGAACAUUUGGCAAAGGGUAUUAGGGACAUGAAGCAAAGACAUAUGGCUUCCUUUCUUAGUGCGAUUGAGAAAGGAAUUGGAAAGAAACUACAUGAGAAGGAUGUAGAAAUUGAGAGCAUGAACCGUAAAAAUAGAGAACUGGUGGAGAGAAUAAAGCAGGUUGCCACUGAAGCCCAAAAUUGGCAUUGCAGAGCAAAGUACAAUGAAUCAGUAGUGAAUGUCCUGAAAAACAAUCUUCAGCAUGCUAUCUCGCAGGGUGCCGACCAAGCGAAGGAAGGGUUUGGAGAUAGUGAAGUGGAUGAUGCUGCCUCACACAUUGAUCCAAACAAUUACCUUAAUGUUCAUGGUGGGACUAUGAAAUCUUCAACCAGCAAUUUACCAGGUUUCAAGGAGCACAUGAUUUGCAAAGCAUGCAAGGCUAAAGAGGUUUCCAUCCUACUUAUGCCUUGCAGACAUUUAUGUUUGUGUAGAGAUUGCGAUGGACUUGUAAAUGUCUGUCCUGUCUGUCAGUUGAUCAAAACGGCAGGUAUCCAAGUGUACUUGUCCUAAAUUAAAAUCUUUACCAAAGCGCCAAAGAAAAUCUUGUUUUCCUUCCGUCUGUAUGAUAUAUACCUGCACUAUUUUUCAAAAUCACUCAAGUGAACGCUGGUGUUGCUCGUUUGGAAAAUUGAGUUUGAAUGGUUGAAAACCUGGGGCCAUAUCGUACUCCUUGUCUUAGCAUG
Cucurbita maxima (winter squash) is the source of this 1598-nucleotide messenger RNA. RefSeq names its product BOI-related E3 ubiquitin-protein ligase 1-like. Gene Ontology annotation, molecular function: ubiquitin-protein transferase activity. The record is from RefSeq and is a predicted model, not a curated record. The coding region runs from base 406 to 1425 and encodes 339 amino acids. The transcript has 5 exons. NCBI's taxonomy places the organism in Eukaryota, Viridiplantae, Streptophyta, Magnoliopsida, Cucurbitales, Cucurbitaceae.